Leptomonas pyrrhocoris is the source of this 867-nucleotide messenger RNA. RefSeq lists its product as hypothetical. Bases 472 to 867 code for a protein of 131 amino acids. The record is from RefSeq and is a predicted model, not a curated record. Lineage: Eukaryota; Euglenozoa; Kinetoplastea; Trypanosomatida; Trypanosomatidae. The transcript has a single exon.
GUAGUAGUUCUUUUGUUUCUUCUUCACCGCUGACCCGCUGUGCUGUAUCCGCGUUGCACUUCUUCUCCCUUCCUCCCUCCCUCCCCCUUUCUUGAGGAGUCUCGGUUUUUGUAGGACUGACUUGCAGCCGCAUCACUGCAGCACAGAAGGCACACGUUGCUAGUGCAUCGUAGGCAUACUUUCCACUAAAAACUAAUUGGAGACGUUCAUCUUUCGCCUCCUUUUCCCACCUCGGAAAAGCAAAAAGGGGUUGUUGCAGCGGGUUUGUGUAUUAGUAGCCACUUUCUCUUUCGCGCAGUAAGGGUCUUCCGCGUCUUCGACACCUCCGCAGACCGGCUCUUUCCGUCGGGGUUUCCCUUUGUUUGUUUCAUUUCUUAAUUUAAUCGUAAGCUUAGGACGUUUCUUUGUUUCUUUCUUUCUUUUUUACACACCUUUUUUUCUCCCUUGUUCUAACUUUUUUCAAGUGCGGCAAUGGGUCUCGGAACUCGCUCGUGCAUGGUGUUCUGCUACCUCAAUGCUGUCUGCGCUGUUUUCAUUAGCUACUGUUUUCGCGUUGGCAUCAGCUCGAUGGCCAUCGCGUCUGUCAGCAACAAGUGGGACCGGCAGCAGAAGGCACGAGCCAUCUUCAACGCUGCCGUCUUUUAUUUAAUUCUCGGGAUUGGCAUGACGGUGAAGAACGUGCUAGACGCGCGUCGCGAGCGUCGCGCGAACGGUGACGCGCGACAGCGUGUGGCCGACUACGGUCUCGAGUUCGGACCAAACGGAGAAUUCGAAGCUGCACCGUUGCUGGAUCGGCGCGCGUUUGCCAGCUCCGAAGGGGAACAGAGCAGGGGCGGCGCUCAUCGUCAAUAUGGGGGAGCGGCGUAG